Messenger RNA from Thunnus maccoyii (southern bluefin tuna), 652 nucleotides. RefSeq lists its product as uncharacterized. The record is from RefSeq and is a predicted model, not a curated record. Bases 2 to 652 code for a protein of 216 amino acids. The transcript is spliced from 4 exons. NCBI's taxonomy places the organism in Eukaryota, Metazoa, Chordata, Actinopteri, Scombriformes, Scombridae.
CAUGAAAGUCCGACACAGUCUGAUCUGCUUCUUCCUCCUCAGCCUCAUCAAUGCAGAAAUCCCUGUUCAUGAAGGAACUGAAGGAGGAAUCAUCACAGUCACCUGCGACUUCAACUUCUCUGGAAAGAAAAAGUUCUUCUGUAAAGAAAAAUGUGAAGAAGGAAACGUUCUCAUUGACACAACUGAUGUCAGAGCUCAGAAUGGCAGAUACAGCCUUGAAUAUAAGGAAGGAUUUUAUCCAGUAUAUUCUACAAUUCUGUAUGUGAGCAUCUCACAGCUGACCAAGUCUGACUCAGGACGGUACAGAUGUGGUUUGGAAAGAACUGUGUUACCUGAUGGAUUUUCAGAGUUUGAGAUCAGAGUCUCAGAUGCUCCGACCACUUCAGUCCCAUCAGCCUCCGCUCCACCAGGAAGCUUCACACCUUCAUCAUCCUCCCCUGAAACCACAGAGCAGUCUGACCAGCAGCAGACUGACAGACCAACAGCACCACCUGCAGCACCUGCACCACCUUCACCACCUGCACGUUCAGGUGUGCUGCUGUAUGUGCGCGUGGUUCUGACCAUCAUGGUUGUCCUGGUUUCACUGGGUUUGCUGAUAUUCUGCAUGAGGAGGACCAAUAAUAAUAAAGGUAAGACAACAGGAAACACAUGA